AUGGUAAUAUGUCCAUCAUUUAUUUUCUUUAAUAUCAACAGUUUAAUAUAUAUUAAAGUUCGUUUACUAUCUCGUCGUGUUCGAUCAUCAGUAUCGCUUCUGAUUCGUAUAUCUGGCAGUGAACAUAAAUCGAAAAUUAGUCGACGAGAUGUUCGUUUACUUCGACAUAUGAUCAUAAUGUUUAGUAUUUUUAUUGGAGGAUGGACUCCAUUAUAUUUAUUACUUGCUAUUGAAAAUGCGUUUUACAUCCAUCCAAUUUUAUUAUCAUGCUUUACAAUUUGGUGUGAAUUAGCUUUACUAUGUGAUAUAAUUGAUCUUUAUUUAUACAAUCAUGAACUGAGAAAAUAUUUACAAACGAUAUUUUCACGAUGUAUGCCAAAAAUAAAUCAAACAUAA
This is a messenger RNA of Adineta steineri, 396 nucleotides long. Lineage: Eukaryota; Metazoa; Rotifera; Eurotatoria; Adinetida; Adinetidae. The record is from the annotation of a GenBank genome assembly.